AUGGUGGACAACAACAAGGACCUCCUCGCUAAGGCGCAGGAAUACUCGACGAACAACAUCGACCUGUACGAGCUACUCCAAAUCGACAGCACUGCGAAAGAAGAAAAGGAAAUUCAACGCGCGUGGCGUAAACAGUCGCUCAAGUACCACCCAGACAAAACUAAGGAUGCCUUCGACCCGGAAAAAUGGGAACUUAUCGAGACGGCCCGAGACAUUCUUCUCGAUGUCGAGGCCCGCGCCGCAUACGACAACGCCCGUAAGGCCGUUCUCCUUCGCAAGGCCGAGCGCCAACGUGUCGAGGGUCAACGCAAGCGUGUGAUUGACGAGCUCGAGGCUGCGGAACAAGAAGCCAAGAGACAGCGCGUCGAAAAGGAGGAACGUGACCGCGAAUUAGAGCGCGAGAAGGCCCGUCUCCGUGAAGAAGGACAGCGGCGCAUGGCCGAGGAGGCCGAACGCUUCAAGAGGGAGCAACUGGAGCGCCUCGAGCGGGAAAGGGAGCCGGACGAGUACGACGAGAAGUUAGCUGAAUUACAAAGGCAAUUAGACGAAAAGAGGCGGCUCAAGGCAGAGAAGAAGGCGAGGAAGAAGGGCAAAACGGACGGCGGAGAUGCAGGUGCACCAACCACUACGAGUACUGCCCCCAACCCAGCACCGGCAGCUCCGCGUGCGCCACCCAAAUGGGAAGAUUUGAAGGCUCGGAUGCUUGAGGCCCAGAGGCGGAAGGAAGCUAAGAAGGCGGCGGAGGCGGGGCCGAAGACGGAAGAUGCGACGAAGGACAUAAUGGAAACUGGGACGACAACGACGACAACCGCUUGA
Colletotrichum truncatum is the source of this 816-nucleotide messenger RNA. RefSeq lists its product as uncharacterized. NCBI's taxonomy places the organism in Eukaryota, Fungi, Ascomycota, Sordariomycetes, Glomerellales, Glomerellaceae. Gene Ontology annotation, cellular component: spliceosomal complex. The record is from RefSeq and is a predicted model, not a curated record. Gene Ontology annotation, biological process: spliceosomal complex disassembly.